Messenger RNA from Zalophus californianus (California sea lion), 1276 nucleotides. RefSeq names its product doublecortin domain containing 2B (gene DCDC2B). Gene Ontology annotation, biological process: intracellular signal transduction. Lineage: Eukaryota; Metazoa; Chordata; Mammalia; Carnivora; Otariidae. Gene Ontology annotation, cellular component: microtubule organizing center; microtubule. Bases 150 to 1145 code for a protein of 331 amino acids. The transcript has 9 exons. The record is from RefSeq and is a predicted model, not a curated record.
ACCAAGGGCCGGCCAGAUGAGACCCUGAAGGCCCUGCAGUGUCUCCCGCCCUCCUGGUGAAGGGGCAGGAUUCCACUUCUGACUGGCCCUGCUCCCAGCCUGCCUUAGUUGCCUGGCAACGGCUCUGCGUCUCUCGCUGAGGACACACCAUGGCCGGUGGUGGCAAUCCAGCAGCCAAGAGGGUGGUGGUAUACCGGAACGGGGACCCCUUCUCCCCAGGCCGCCAGCUGGUGGUGAGCCAAAGCCGCUUUCCCACCCUGGAGACCUUCCUCUGUGAGGUGACCUCGACUGUGCAGGCCCCGGUGGCUGUGCGGGCCCUCUAUACGCCUCGUGGUGGUCACCCUGUCACGGACCUGGCCGACUUGCAGAAUGGAGGGCAGUAUGUGGCUGCUGGCUUCGAAAGAUUCCGCAAGCUACACUAUUUAUCCCCCAGACGGAAGGAUCCAGGUGGGAAGGGCAGCAGACUACCAGGUCCUCCUGUGACUCACCACCCAGGUGACGGGACCCUUAGACCGCGACCACCUGCAGGUUCCUCCUGCUACAUCCAUGUGUUCAGGAAUGGGGACCUGGUAAGUCCCCCAUUUAGCCUGAAGCUGUCCCAGGCUGCCAGCGAGGACUGGGAAACCGUGUUGAAGCUCCUGACUGAGAAGGCCAAACUGCAGGCCGGGGCUGUAUGCAAACUCUGCAGCCUGGAGGGGCUCCCACUGUCAGCAAGAGAGGCUCUGGUGAAUGGCCAUUAUUAUGUGGCGGUCGGAGAGGAGGAGUUCCAGGCCCUGCCUUAUGUGGAGCUGCUGGUGCCUAGCCCCUCACUGCCCAGGGGCUGCUGGCACCCCCCAGACCCAAAGUCUAAGCCACACAAGCCGCGGGCCCAGGGCCACAGGGCACAGGCACCCCAGCCCUCUCCAAAGGAACCAAGCCACAUUGAGCCAUCUGCUUUCUAUGCCAGACCCCAGCAGGCCAUUCAGCCGAGCAACAGGCUCCCCACGCUCUCAUUUCCCUCAGGAGUCAAGGGAGUGUACGAGACUCUCCACCCGAGGAAGGAGACAGCAGGGGCCCAGGAAGUGGCAGAUGAUGAAGACACCUGCACGGAGGAACCCUUGGAUCAGAAACUUCAGCUGAGGGCUGGAGGCGACAAGGGACGCUAAUGCUCCGUUCUCUAUGGCCUUCCGCCUCCUCCAGAGGGCAGCGCAGAUGGUGGGCGAGGCCCUGUGCCUGGAAAAGCAGCCUGGGGCUGGGGCAGCGGUCUCAGCCUCAACCCCGUCUCUGCCACCUUGAG